This is a messenger RNA of Monosiga brevicollis MX1, 1605 nucleotides long. RefSeq lists its product as uncharacterized. The transcript is spliced from 17 exons. Gene Ontology annotation, biological process: positive regulation of transcription by RNA polymerase I. The record is from RefSeq and is a predicted model, not a curated record. The coding region runs from base 1 to 1605 and encodes 534 amino acids. Lineage: Eukaryota; Choanoflagellata; Craspedida; Salpingoecidae. Gene Ontology annotation, cellular component: intracellular anatomical structure; nucleolus. Gene Ontology annotation, molecular function: RNA binding.
AUGUUGUUGCGCGAGGCCAUCCACAACAAGCAGCUACUUCGCUAUGGCAUUGUUGUGCUAGAUGAAGCCCACGAGCGAACCGUCAAUACAGACGUGCUGUUGGGCAUGCUCAAGGAGCUCUGCGCUAGGAGGCGUGACCUCAAGACCGCUUGUGUGUGUGUGUGUGUGUGUGUGUGUGUGUGUGUGUGUGUGUGUGUGUGUGUGUGUGUGUGUGUGUGUGUGUGUGUGUGUGUGUGUGUGUGUGUGUGUGUGUGUGUGUGUGUGUGUGUGUGUGUGUGUGUGUGUCUGGUGAUCAUGAGUGCGACACUUGAUACUGAGAUCUUUGCCAAUUACUUCAACACCACCAAUGCACUCUACGUGGCUGGGCGUACUUUUCCCGUUGAGGUUUUGUAUUGUCGCGAACCCGUCAAAGAUUACAUGGCUGGGACAAUUGCCACAAUCUUGCAGAUUCAUCGCAACGAGCCCUUGCCGGGAGACAUUCUUGUCUUUUUGCCUGGCCAAGAAGAGAUUGAGAGCAUGCAGCGCACGUUGGAGCAGUGCAUGGAGAGUGCUCCAGAGGGCGUCUCUGAGCUCAUGGUAUGCCCCAUGUACGGUGCCCUGCCUCCACAAGAGCAGCUGCGCGUUUUCGGCCCUGCACCAGCAGGUGUUCGCAAGGUCAUCCUGUCCACAAACAUUGCAGAGACGUCGGUGACGAUUAAUGGCGUGCGGCAUGUGAUUGACCCGGGGCUGGUCAAGCAACGCGCGCACAAUCCCAAAACUCGUAUGGAUGCCCUCUGUGUCACUUCAGUGUCCAAGGCCCAGGCUCGGCAGCGCUGUGGUCGUGCUGGUCGUGAAGCACCAGGUUCUUGCUAUCGUCUGUACACGGAGCCUCUAUUUGCAGAGCUGAGCGAUACGACGCCGGCCGAAAUGACCCGCUGUAAUUUGAGCAGCGUGGUUCUGCAGCUGUUGGCACUCCAGAUUGACGUAGUGGAUUUUGAUUUUAUUUCCCCGCCAACGGAGGAAGCGCUUUUUGCCGCCGUCGAUGCACUGAGCACUUUGCAGGCUGUGGACGAGGACAUGCAACUUACGCAGCUGGGCCGACAGAUGGCUGAAUUUCCCUUGGAACCACAACUAGCCCGUGUCCUGCUGGCAACCAGCCGAUUCAAGUGCCUUGAUGAAAUUUUGACAAUUGUUGCCUUGUUGUCAGUGGAUGCCAUCUUCUUUACGCCCCAGCAAGUGAGGGAUAAGGCCCAAGCAGCGCUAGCCAAAUUCCGGCACAACGAGGGUGACCACGGUACCUACCUCAAUGCCUAUCGACAAUUCCGGCGCAUGAAGCGGGAUCGUGAUUGGUGCUACGACAACUUUAUCAAUGUGCGCAACAUGAAGACGGCGGAGGACAUUCGCAAGCAACUGGCUGACAUUUGCCAGCGAAUGCAGCUGAGCCCCAGCACGUGCAACGAUGACUCGGUCAUUUAUCGCAAGUGCCUCUUGACGGGCUAUGCCAGCAAUUGCCUGCUCUUUCACGAGCUGGUUCAAACAACCAAGAGCUUUAUGCGCGGCUGUUGCAUCAUUGAGCCGGACUGGCUUGAGGAGGUGCGUCCAGGUAGUACCAGCACCAGCAUCUGA